This is a messenger RNA of Aspergillus mulundensis, 915 nucleotides long. Its product is annotated as Short chain dehydrogenase. The coding region runs from base 1 to 915 and encodes 304 amino acids. Lineage: Eukaryota; Fungi; Ascomycota; Eurotiomycetes; Eurotiales; Aspergillaceae. The transcript has a single exon. The record is from RefSeq and is a predicted model, not a curated record.
AUGCCGACCUUCCGCAGCGAAGACAUCCCCGACCUCCACAACCAAGUCAUCCUCGUCACCGGCGGCAACGCCGGUCUCGGAUACGAAACCAUCCGGCAGCUCAUCUCGCACCACCCAGCCCGAAUCUACCUCGCCGCUCGCUCUCGCCCCAAAGCCGAACAGGCAAUCUCAGACCUAAAGGCCCAAAAUCCAACGUUCAACGGCCUCCGCUUCCUCCAGCUGGACCUCGCGUCCUUCGAGAGCGUCAAAGCCGCCGCAGCAGAGUUCCUGGCUCAAGAGUCCCGCCUCGAUAUCCUGCUCAACAACGCCGGCAUCAUGAUGACGCCCGAGGGCCUCACCAGCGACGGACACGAGAUCCAAUUCGGGACCAACGUCCUGGGUCCCGCUCUACUCACGCAACUCCUCCUGCCGACCCUCCGCAACACCGCAAAGCUCAACGCCCAGGCGCGCAUGGUCAUGCUCUCGUCUGCCGCGCACGCACGGGCGCCCAGCGACUGGGUGUACAAAUUCGAUGAGCUCCGCACGCCCGCCGCAAAUCGACAUACGACGGAGCGAUACACGACCUCCAAGCUGGCGAACCUGCAUUACGCAAAGGCCCUCGCUGAGCGAGAAUCCCGUGUUAAGAUUAUCCCGGUGCAUCCGGGUAUGGUGGCGACGAACCUGCACCAUGCCUCGACGGGGACUUUCCUCAAGCCCUUCCUCUACGCGGCAAUCUGCUUUGCGACACCGGUUGCGAAGGGCGCCCUCUCGCAGAUCUUUGCGGCUGUUAGUCCCGAUGCGAAUCAUGGACAGUACUAUGGGCCCAUUGGGAAGCCUGAGUCUGGAUCUAAAUUGGCGCAGGAUCAUGACCUCCAGGAAAAGCUUUUCCAAUACGUUCAGAGCGAGCUUGCGGAAUAUGUUGAACCUAUUGCUUGA